AUGCAUCGUUACGAUGCUCCCGAUGUUUUUACCCUUUCAGAUUCGACGUGUGAAUUGACGACCUUACAUCUCAUGGAUUUGCUGGAUUCUUCGCAGCAAGGCACAAUCCAGCUGACGUCGAGCUCUGCAGUCUUAGCCCGAGACGCGGCAGAUAGGCGAGAAUCAGCUGCUUCCUCGGGCUGGUUGGCGUCUGCCGAUCCCCCGGCAGCCGCGCGUCGGGACAAGGUCGUUCCUCUCGUUGCCGUUGCUCAGAAUUACUGUAGCUCGCGUGCAAGACGACUAGUCACAGCAGCUACCUUUGGUCCGACGUUGCCGCUGCUGCUGUCAUUGACUGAAGGUUGCACAAUCCGUUCGUCGGCACGACAGCCGGGACCGGGAUGCCAAUCGGGCUACAUCGUCGUCGGCAUGCUUUCAUUUGUGUCAACGAGUCAGCGAGCGAGCGAGCAACACAGCCAGCCAACUCGAAAUCGAAAUCGAAAUCGAAACAAAUUGUCUGGCAAAAGCCACGGUAGCCAGCCGCUGGUGGACACCGCUUCGGCCUCCUAA
This is a messenger RNA of Pseudozyma hubeiensis SY62, 546 nucleotides long. RefSeq lists its product as hypothetical. The transcript is spliced from 2 exons. The coding region runs from base 1 to 546 and encodes 181 amino acids. Lineage: Eukaryota; Fungi; Basidiomycota; Ustilaginomycetes; Ustilaginales; Ustilaginaceae. The record is from RefSeq and is a predicted model, not a curated record.